GGCUCUGGUGCUUGCGACGGACGGAGACGAACCAUCAGACCAACAGCUGUCAUCCAAUAUCAAUCACAAAAAGGACGCCUUCAAAAAUGGUUUAGUUGCUCGUGAUUAGUCCAAACGCUUUUUCCUUUUAAAAAUUGCAUUACUUUUACAUUUGUGUCGAUAAAAAUGCCGAAAAUACUUGUCCUCAUAGCAGUUUUUAUUUACCUGAUACAAAUAGUAACGUCUGAAUUAAGAUGUCCUGCUAAAUGUGAAUGCACCGAAGUUAUAGAUGGAUUAAAGGCACAAUGUCAGGGUCAAAUAUACGAUGUAAAAGAAGUCGAUUUUACGGAUAUACAUGAGCUGCUGACACACAUAGACCUGAGCAGAAACAAGAUUUCAUCCCUGGAUGGCAAAAUAUUUCACAACAUGACCCGAUUGAGAUCUUUAGAUCUAUCAAACAAUAACAUCCGACGCAUCGAAUCCGGAGUGCUAAACCAGCUGCUAGGAGUAAAGAAACUGAAUUUUUCGCAAAACCAGAUAGUUUCAAUAGAGCAAGGCUCGUUUGACAACAUGCCAAAUCUGAAAAUAUUAGAUCUCUCAUCGAACCCUUUGGCGUGCAAUUGUGACUUGCUCUGGUUAGUGCCAUGGUCGUUGAACGCGUCCGUUAAACUGCAACCGGCUCCGAAGUGCGGCACUCCGUUUAAGAACAUGCUUCUUAAAAAACUUCGUGUAGGAGUGGAUUUACAUUGUGCAUCGGCGGGUGAAGCACCUAUAUUGCAGUUGAUACCUGGCGUUGACCAGCUGCUGUUCCAGGGUGAUCCUUUGCGGCUUCGGUGUAGAGCACCUCGUUUGGCUGUGGGGAGCGUCAGGGAUUCAGAGGACAUCCACAUACGGUCGCACAUAUUCUGGGGUUGGUCAAAUACGAAAAACACAGAAGACGCUUUCCAGGAUAUCGUAUUCCACGAUCCAUUGAAGCUGUUUCCAACGGCUACGAUCAGUACACGCCCGCUUUCCGAUAGUGGCAUAUUGGAUUCCACUCUGAUUAUACCGCAGGUAACAGCCAAUCAUACCGGAACUUGGGACUGCCGUCUGGUGACCAACUCGGCGUCUUUUUCAAAGAGAAUCUCAGUUAUAGUAAUUUCUAACGAGACACAUUUUUGCCCUGAAACAUAUAGUCACGAUAGCAAAGGUUCAUAUUCUUGGCCAAAAACAAUCACCGGCAGAACGGUCUAUCUUCCAUGUACUAACGAUGCCAGUAUUGGGGCUUCCUACGCUUAUUUUACUUGUACGAGUAAUGGAACUUGGGAUAAUUUGAACGCAACUGGCUGUGCGUAUGUUUUGGAGAGCACUCGCGUUCUAGAGCAAUUUUCUAAGACUAACCUGUCGGGGAACAUUCUGGAAAGUGCGCGUUAUUUAAGGAACUAUUCUCAUUCAUUGUUGGCAAAAACGAUGAAUGCAUUAGACUUAGUGUUCUUAACUCGAACUAUGGAAAACUUUGCAAAAGAAACAUAUCACGAUAAAGAAUUGGGAUUUGUAAUGAUGGACAUUUACGUUCAACUAUUAAAGUACAAUUCGAACGCUGCUUCCUAUGUUGAAGCGCAAAAGGAGGACCGAUCCUGCCACAAACUAUUUGAAUCCUUCAAAUCUGUAGUACUCAAUUUACCAGUUGCUAUGUUGAGUAAAGAGAAUAUACAAGUCGAAUUGUUUGAAAUCCCGUUCAAAGGAAGUACGAAUGGUUUUUCAUGUACUGGCAAUAGUCUCAACUCUAAGAUGGGCCCCUUAAAAUGUAGUAUCAUUUCGAAGCUACCUCAAUACACUUUCAACGAAAGAAACGUCGAAGUUUCACUAUUCACGUCAUUUUCGAAACCAUUUGUGAACCAAUACACAUCUGCCCGCCUCAUGAUAUCGAUUCUCGACAGUAGUUUAUUUUUCCCAAAUUACGAUCCGGCCUUUCGAAUCACUUCGAAGGUGAUAUUGCUAGAACCGGUACAAAAUGGUGUAGAUUUCCUACAGAACACCACCGAAAAUACCGACAUAAUCAUUGUUUUGAAAACAGCUCUGUACCAUGAUGAUAUAAGCAAGCCCAUACCCGUUAUUUGGGAUCCCGAAAUGAACGAUGGGCUUGGUGGAUGGAGUCGGAAGUUUUGUUUUCAAAAUCAUUUGUUUAACCGAGCCCUUAUAUUCUCAUGUAAAAAGUUUGGAGUAUAUGCCAUCAUGCAGAAUGUGCGAUAUCUGAACGACUUUCUAGACAACGAAGAUGCCGGAGCGAGUUUCAGAUAUAGUGAAAUAGGCGUUUACAUUGGCAGUAUAGCAUUGUUUGUAGCUUGCUUUUUCAACAUCAUACUCUACAUAACAUUCGCGUCCAAUAUCAGAAUGAACGUGCGAAAAAGACAUUGCCUUAUCAAUCUUUGGUUUAGCUUGUCGGCAUUAGCAUUCUUGUAUGCUUUCGGAAUCCAUCUGACGGAAGAUUUCAAACUAUGUGAAAUUGUGGGUUUGCUAAUGCAUUAUUUCACAUUGGCCUCAUUACUGUGGUACACCACGCUUCUGUGUAGCUUUUAUAAAACAAUUUCAAGACGUAGAAGCAUAAAUCAGGAACUCGUAACGGUAGCCUCUUCUAUAACAAGCACAAACGAAACAACGACGAAAAGCAAACCUCUGGUGGGAUUAUACUUGGUAGGAUAUGGAAUAUCUUUGCUUAUUGGAACCAUAGGAGCGGUAAACUUACAAGACUAUUCGUCGUAUAACAUAUGUUUUAUAACAGAAACGCCCGCCUUAAAUUCGGUUAUAUUUCCAACAAUUAUCCUGCUUGCUUUUCUUGUGGUAUUGUUCCUUGCCGUAAUGUGUACCAUAAAAACAAAAUACAUCUAUACGAACAAUAGUUCUUUCUCGGAAGUAACUCGCGACUGUUUGCAGCAACAGAAUAGACUAAAUCCAGCAGCCACAGAAGGUAGCUUGUACAUGGAUAGCUGUUCAUUUUCGACUUGUAGUACUCGUGCUCAACAUAAAGAAUACUUAUCACAAUUGAAAAUAAAACUCGCUUUGCUUGUUUUAAUUAUUUUGACUUGGUUAGCAGCUGCCACGACCUCAUACAUGACUACCAAGAACAGGAAACAAUAUGAACAACUGUUCAGUAUGGUUUACGGAAUAUUGGCGUCUAUUCUGGCCUUAUCAAUACUGUACUUUUAUUGUUUCACACGUAGUGACAUCAAAGUGAUGUGGUUGACCAUCAGACAACCAGCGCUACCAAAUCACAACGUCAAUUCGGAAACCUUUUAUAAUUCAUCGAAAGGAGGCCCUGCACGCGUGUACAGUGAACUUGCCGUUGUUCAACCUGUUGGAACCGCAAUUCCUAGUACGGCAGCAGUGUACUAUAAAAAAGAAAACAACUCUGCAUCUAUAUACCAUGCACCCUGCGUUGAGAUUUUCUUUAAUGCCAAUCAAAGCAAUGUGGCGCGUAAAUUUUUCCGCAAACAGAAAAGACUAGCUCGCCAGCGAAAGUUUGAUUUAGGCAAGACUGAUUCGUUCGGACGGCCUGAACAAUCCGAUGAUUCAUCUCAGUUCUAUUUUGUGCAGGCGACAGCUCAAAAAGAAUGUUUACCACAAGAGACCAACCUGAAUGAGCUAACUCUUUGCAAUGAAAUAAGAACUGUCAAUAAUAAACCCUGUUUCUAUCCAAAUUUGCUCUCGGAUAGUUGCAAUGAAAGUGAUGCUCUUGUCGAUAUAAAUAGCACAUUGAAUGUCCGGUUUAUAAAAUUGACUAAUAAUCCGGAAAUACAACCCGAUUCUAACUUGUACACUAACAUAGUGAACAAAGAAGACGAAACAAAUAAAUUAGAUGAUACUCUUAUAAACAAUCUGAAUGAAUCCCAAUCAUGCCCAAUAUAUGAAAAUAAUUUACCUUUCGCAACAGCAGGUAUCAAAGUUGAUGCCGAAGCAAGCGAGGAAGUAGUAGAAGAAAAUCUAAAAGCGAAACAAUUUAGAAGAAAAAAAUGUAAAUCUUUGGAUUAUCUUUCUCAAUGCACAGUCGAAGUUUCCCCUAAAAGAGAAAAUCCAAGAUAUGCAUCGACUUACACAUUUUGUCCGGUCAACGCAGCCAAAACUCUUCCUUCAAACUUUGGCAAUCGUACUCAUGGCAGUGGCCCAUUUCUGCCGCCACUUAGUAUGUGUGAAUUGUCGGGAUCACUACUAUCGGCCGAUUCCGAACAAAAUUUGCCAUACAAUCCCGAUAAUACCCCAAUCGCCGAACUGAAAUCUACUGCAAACGAAUCAAAAGAUCUCUCGGAUGAAACGGCGCAAGGUAGCACGCAUAGGCAUACCCUUUUUUGUAGUCCUACUAUGUUCAGUGAUUUCAAAUACCAAAAUUCGGAAGUAAGCCUUCGAAGUCAAGAUUAUUAUGCCCCUCAACCGGAGAAAAAUGAUCUUAAUUACAAUUUUAGCGAUAUUGACGAUGAUAGUUCUGCUCAGGGCAGCCAAACAUCAAUCGACGAGUUGUACGAGUUGAUAAAUGGAAACUUUCCUAACAUUAGACCGGCUAUAGAGUCAGCUGUUACUGACGAGCAAGCAGAGCUGAGAAUUUUAGAUCAUCAACAUCAAACACAGUUCAGAAAUCGCCACUUGUAUGCAAAUACAAUACCUAAGUCAUAGUACCUAUUUGAAAUUGAAGUUAUGUUAUCGUAUACAUAGGUUUAGGUUUGGUUAUAGGUUUGGCUAUAGGAUCACUUCAAAACUGAAAUUUUAAUGGAAGGCUUCGAGAUCCAUAGCGUUAUAUACCAAUCAUCAAUCGACUAAGCUCGACGAAUCGAGGUGAGAAAGAGAAAGAGAUUUCUCGCUUAACUUUUCAAAAGGACCUAAGUAACAUUUUUUUCAUGAAUUAGUUUGAGUACUGCAAUCAAAAGCCUUUCAUGUUGUUCUGUUGAUUGCGCUAUUCAAAUUAAUUCAUGAAAAAAAUGUUACUUAGGUCCUUUUGAAAAGUUAAGCGAGAUUUCACGGGUUCACGUCGUGCACUGGGUGCGUUGCGUCGCAUCGAGCGGUCGCGUUGCGUCUACUCUCUGGCUUGCCAUUCAGUAGCGUCUUACAAAGGCAUUGUUGGUUUCUUCUUUGCUGCGCUUAGGUAAGCACAGGAUAUCUUCCGUUGCUGCAUCUUUGAAAUUUUGUACGGGUUGUCCGACAUUUGCGGUAAAACAUUCCGCGGUUUAAAAUGUCGUACAACCUUUUGAACGGCUUCCUUAGAGCCUGGAUUUUUCAAAGUAUGUUAUUUACUGUAUAUAGUAGGGUAAGACGAGGCAAAAUGAGCACCCUAAGGGUGAUCCUUAAUACCUUCUCAACAAGCAUGCCUUUCUAAAUUACAAUACAACAGUUCUUUUUUUGUUGCAUCUUAUCUUAUAUCAGAAUCCGAUUUUCAAAGAGAACGGCAAUCCCAAUCAAUGUGACAGUGACUUAACUAAAACUCUGUUUUUGACUGAUGCAAAUAAACUACGGGACAAGAUGAGCACUCCUGCACCCCUACGGGGCAGGAAGGGCACCCUACUAAAAUUCGUUUUUUUACAUAAAUUGAUCAGAGCACCAAUAUAUAGGGGAAAUGUUCCGAUCUCCAUCUCACUGUACAUAUAUCAAUCUCAUUGCUAAACAAAAAAAUACGGCACCAAAUUCGUCGCUUCUUUUUGUCAACAUGCGUGCCCACUGUUGAAAAAAAUCACAAAAAUAAUAAACAAACUAAAUUCCUUACCAUUGCUUUGUUUUUGAUGGGAUGGAAAUAGGAGCUAUGAGAUGAAGUGGCGAACCGCUCCCCUAUAUACAAAAAAGUAAAAGCUUUAAAUGCGCAUUGGUCAUAUAAAGAAAAAUAAAACUAUUUUUGUAGAUCAAUAAGUUAUUAUUUUUUAUUGAUACCGCUAAAAUUAAUUUUGUUAAUUCUUCUUCUUCUUCUUUGGAAUUACAUUCCUCACUCGCAGCUUGUUAUCAGUUAUUAUCCACAGUUAUUAACAGCGAGGUUUCUAAGCCAAGUCACCAUUUCCGCAUUCGUAUAUCAUGAGGCUAAACACGAUGAUACUUUUAUGCCCAGGAAAGUCGAGACAAUUUCCAAUCCGAAAAUUGUCUAGACCGGCACCGGGAAUCGAACCCAGCCACCCUCAGCAUGGUCUUGCUUUGUAGCCGUGUAUUUUACCACACGGCUAAGGAGGGCCCCAUUUUGUUAAUUAUUUAUGUUAAUAAAAGAGCUAAGAUUUCAGUAAAUUUCAUAAUGUACGUUACUCAACAGAUACAUCAAAAAGUAAAUCUUAAUUGUAGACUGUGCAAAAUAAUUUUACUAUUUUGUGUACUAAUUGUUUCAAAAUGGGGUGCUCAUCGAGAUAAAUUAUUCAAAUCUAAUUAAGCAUUUCAAUUUUAAUAUUUUCAAUGGCCUUAAAACAUUUUCUAAAUUUAAUUAAAAAAAUAUUUAUGUUUUUUACACUUUAUGGGGUGCUCAUCUUGCCCCGUCCUCCCCUAAAACAAAUGUGAAAACUUCGUUGUACGAGAACGCCAAAAAUAAUAGCAUGAUACUAUUAACAAUUACAUAAGAUUUCACCGUUCCGAGGUGAAUGGAGACCAUAUUUUACCACAGUCUGGCAUAUAGAAAGAAGUUUUCGUCAUAAGAAUGAAAAAAGGUUUUAUUUUCAUAAUCGUGUAUUGGAUUCUAGCAAUCUUUUCCUUAACAACUGUCGAGCGUUAUAAAUUUGAAUAGAUUGAAUAUUUUGAUGUAUUUAUUAACAAAUAUUAUUAGUACAAAACUUCUUAGGUAUGUAUUUAAUACCAAGAGUCAAUCUAAAAUACGAUUCUAUGACACUGCCCCGAAUUUGUCAAAAAAUUAAAAGAAAACAUGUAUUCAUUUUCUGGCUCACUUUAUUACUUUAUUAGAUUGCGUUUCAAUAAUGAAGUUGAAAAUAGAAACUAAUCAGUCAAAAAUAAAAUAUUUAGAAUUAUCAGUAUGAGUCAUUUACUCACCCGUCUUUUUUUUUUUAUUAAAGUCUUUAUUAAAAUCUUUAUUAAAGAGACUUUCAGCCCAAGGCUGGCUCGUCUCGCCACCCGUCUUAUUCCGGGCUACCGCGUUGUUUAAAAGAAGGAAACAUUUUCUUUUCCGCCGCGUCCCGGCCAAAUGUGUUUCUUUAAAGAAGUUACCGUCGUGCGGGACUUCUUUUGACAAAUCGGGGGCUACUUUGGACAUUUUAAAACAAGAAUUAUAACGUAAAUUACUAUCAAAUUUCCAUUAUCACCAUUCAGGUGUAUUGUUGAUAGUUGGAUGGCAGCUUUCUGUUUCAAAUUUUGUAUUUAUUUCGUUUAAUUUUUUCAGAAAAUUUAAAAUCCAAAGUAGCCCCUGUAAUCAAAAGAAGCCCCGCACGACGGUAUUUACUCUUCCACCUUAUUCCGGGCAAAUGCGUGCUUUAAAAGAAGGAGGCAUUAACUCUUUCGCUUUAUUCCGGGCAAGUGCGUGCUUCAAAAAGGUAUCAUUUACUCCCCCACUUUAUUUCGGGCAGAUGCGUGCUUUUAAAGAAGGAAGCAUUAGUUUUAAAUAAGGAAGCAUUAUUCCGGAGAAGCGGAUGCUUUCAAAGAGGGUGUCAUUUACUCUUUCGCAUUAGUUCGGGCAAAUGUGUGUUUUGAAAGGAGGAGGUGUUCACUGUUUCGCAUUAAGAGCCUCGCACAUAGGAUUCGUUAGGUGUUGUGUUUGAGUUUUCCCAUAUGAAAUGUGUCAAACGCAACGCAAACGUAUCCUAUGUGCAGGCCUCUUUAUUCUGGGCAAGCACGUGUUCCAAAGGGUGUCAUUUACUCUCCCAUCUUAUACCGGGCAGAUGCGUGCUUUAAAAGAAGGAGAAAUUCAUUCUUUCGCAUUAUUCCAGGCAAGAGCGUGCUUUAAAAGAAGGUGUCAUUCAUUCUCCUUCCUUUUUCCGGACAGAUGCGUGCUUCAAAAGAAGGAGGCAUUCAAUCCCUCGCAUUAUUCUGGGCAAGCACGCUUUACAAGAAGGUGACAUUUACUCUCCCAUCAUAUUCCGGGCAAGUGUAAAAAAGUAAUUUACUCUCUCGCCUUGUCCCGGGUAAGUGCGUGUAUUGUACUUAGCGCAUUAACAUUAUUGCCUGAUUUUCUCAAAAUUGCACGCGGCGUACCCUUCAGGAAAGGUACCGCCGCGCUUUCUGCAUCCCGUUUACUUGAUUCUUAUGGGUGAAUUGCAUUGCGGUGUAUCGUUUGGCGCGCCCGCACCUUUCGACAGUCAUUCGCCGCGUGAAGUUUUGUGCAAGUACCCAUUUAGGAACAUUACAAACGCCGCGCAGUGUAUCAUACCCAGAAGAUCUGACAAUAAUUGUUGCUGAAGAUAUUAAUAUCCGUUCCAUAGACAGGACAUGUAUUAAAGAAAAAGAAAAAAUAUCUUAUACUGAAAGUCACAUCACGUUUUCGCAAAUUUCUCGUGAAGGUCGUGAAGCCAAGGUCGUGCUUUCAUUCUCUUUGUUGGUCUCUGGCAUUCGCUCUUUCGCAUUAUCCCGAGCAUUCCCGGCUUAAAUAUUAGGAUAAUUGUUAGCAUAUACAAAAGUAAUAAUUAAAAUUAUUGUGUAAUAUAUUUAUAUGAUUUUCGGGGGCAGUGGGCAGCGACGUUCGGGUUAGUGUCAUAGAAUCCUAAAAUACACAGGGUAUGUCGUCCAUUAUUAAUAAUAUGCUUAAAUAUUAGUCUACCGAACAGGUAAUUCGGGCCUAAUUCUUCAUUUUUUCUAACGUUCAAUUCAAUGUAGGGUUCCAUUUCUGUGUUUUAAAAAAUGAGUACAUUAGCUUCAAUCCAGAAAUAGUGAUCUCAUCAAAUUUAAAUGUAAAGCUAUCAAAACUAUAUUUUACAUAAAAGCAAUUCGAAUUGCUCAGAAGAUGCAGCACUAAUUACGGAAGGGUUUUUCCAAUCCCUUACUCCUCCAUCGAACAGCCGUUUCACCGUAAGCAUUAACAUAAUUAGUAUAAGGCUCAUACAUCUUCAUGUGAAUAAGACUGAAAUAAAAAUAAGUUGUAAAUGUUUGUAAA
Armigeres subalbatus is the source of this 9004-nucleotide messenger RNA. It is a transcript of the gene Remo, whose product is annotated as adhesion G protein-coupled receptor A2. The record is from RefSeq and is a predicted model, not a curated record. Lineage: Eukaryota; Metazoa; Arthropoda; Insecta; Diptera; Culicidae. The transcript is spliced from 4 exons. Gene Ontology annotation, cellular component: plasma membrane. Gene Ontology annotation, molecular function: protein binding; G protein-coupled receptor activity. Gene Ontology annotation, biological process: cell surface receptor signaling pathway. The coding region runs from base 166 to 4623 and encodes 1485 amino acids.